Messenger RNA from Sitodiplosis mosellana (orange wheat blossom midge), 1771 nucleotides. RefSeq names its product phosphatidylinositol glycan anchor biosynthesis class U protein (gene PIG-U). Gene Ontology annotation, cellular component: GPI-anchor transamidase complex; membrane. The transcript has 6 exons. The record is from RefSeq and is a predicted model, not a curated record. Bases 377 to 1690 code for a protein of 437 amino acids. Lineage: Eukaryota; Metazoa; Arthropoda; Insecta; Diptera; Cecidomyiidae. Gene Ontology annotation, biological process: protein localization to cell surface; attachment of GPI anchor to protein.
AUUGUCAAGUGGCGAACUGUCAUAUAGACAAUUGAAACGAACAGCUCGGUGACUCUUCAACGCAACAAAAUUUCAACAAACAAUCGCAGUGUCCAAAAAUCAGGACAAUAAAUCAAUUUUGGGUGUUGCUAUUAUUAAACGCUAAUGAUUAUUUAAAUCGGUCUAACUUUGCUUUAAUUUAUAGAUGUUAUAGUUAGAAAAUUUGAUAUUAAGUGGAAAAUUUACAUCGACCUAUUAACGGAAAGUCAUAGGUGUAUUGAAAAUAGAGAUAAACAAAUGGUUCACUGCCGAUGCGAUGAGUAGACCAUAUGAAAUCACAUUAAAUGAAUAAAAACUGUGCCAUCACGAACAAAAUCAACAAUAAAUCAUCAUAAAUAUGUCACAAAAUCUAUUGUUUAGCUUUGGAUUAGCCGGUAUUGUCCGGUGCUUUUUGAUUACAUCAAAUUUUGCCGAAACAAUUCGGAAUCGAGUUGAAGUAUCCACACCGCUGAAUUCAUGGAAACGAAUUCAGGAAGGAGCAUUUCUGUAUGAGAACAACAUAAAUCCAUAUUCAGGAGAUUUGUAUCAUGAAAACCCACUUAUUUUGUAUGCAUCGAAUUUCCUCAUUCGCAAUGCGAGUCCAUUCAUUCCGUAUUUAUUCGUUGGCUGUGAUUUGUUGUGUGCGUUUUUGCUAUUUCGAAUGGCAAAAGUUUUAAUUGCUCAAAUGUUUGUUGGACAACAGCGUCGACUGAAGCACUACGCCAAAGGUACGCAACAGCUGCAUAUCAAAGCCAAUGACUUGGUUGACAUUCCGAUAUUCGUUGCAUUGGCCUAUCUUUUCAAUCCGUACACCGUGUUCAAUUGCGUCGGCCAGACGACAACCGUAUGGAGUAAUUUGUUUUUAGCCGCAUUUUUCUUCUUUCUCAUUCGAAAGCAAACGUUGCUGUGUUGCCUGUGCCUAGCACUUGAGACACAACGUAAUUUCUAUCCCAUCGAGUUGAUCAUACCCGCAUCAUUGUAUUUGAGCUCGUACGAAGUAGACGAUGACGAUGCAAUUGACUUAAUUGAAAACACCACAUUUAAGUGGCGUAACGUAUUCAAUGUCAUUAUCAAAUUCGGACUGAUUUUAACUGGGCUACACAUUGUCUCGUAUUGCAUUGUUAACGAUUGGAGUUUUUUGGACUCGACAUAUGGAUUCAUUCUGAAUCAUCGUGAUCUACAACCGAAUAUCGGCCUGUUUUGGUACUUCUUCACUGAAAUGUUCGAACACUUUCGACCACUGUUUUUGUUUUCAUUUCAAUUGAAUGCCACCAUACUCUAUUUGGUACCGUUGACUAUCAAACUGCAGAAACAACCGAUAUUUUUGGCCACCAUCCUCAUCGCAUUGACAUCUAUAUUCCGAUCAUAUCCCUGUGUGGGAGAUGUUGCCUUCUACAUGGCACUGAUUCCACUUUGGAAGCAUUCAACCGUUUUGAUGGCAAACUACUUUAUCGUGUUCUGCUUUUUCCUCAUCACAUCUGCUCUCGGACCAACCGUAUGGUAUUUAUGGAUUUAUUGCAAUUCAGCCAAUGCGAAUUUCUACUUUGGAGCCACUUUAGCAUUUGCAAGUGCACAGAUAUUCCUGGUGACCGAUUUGCUAUUUGCAUCAAACAAGCGAGACUUUUGUUUACGGCACGGUCUCAACCGAUUGAAUCAAUUAAUUUUAGAAUAGGUGUCAUUUAAUGUAAAGAGCUUUAUCCCAAAAUGAACAACAAGUUAAUUUGAAAUAAUAAAAAAAUCGAUAAAAACCAAA